AUUUAUUACAGCUAAAUCUAGUAAAGAAUCAUUUGAUAUUGGUAGACAAAAAACUCUAAAUAUGCCAGGAUCGCCUAUGAUAAACACUAAAAAACAAUUUGUUCCACAUGUUGUUCUUCAAGACAACAAAAAGAGAGUACCUAAAACACAUUGCUGCUACUUUUGUCACAAGUUGAUUAAAGAUCAAAUUAAAAGACACAUAUUAAAAUGCCAUAAGGAUGAACAGGAAAUUAUUGACGCUAGACUUACAGGAAGUUAUCAAUCCACAGUUCUAAAUAAAUUAAUAAAUUUAUGCGAUUAUUAGUAUAAUUCCAACCCAAUAUCCGAGGGUCAAGAAAAACUAGUGGCUAGGAAAUUAAAUCAUAUAAAAGACAAUAUGGCUACAAAUGACAAGUCACAAUUACCAGAUGUGAAAUCCGGAGAUGAAUAUGUGCCAUGUGAAGGAUGCUUUAAAUCGUUUAGACGUUUUACAUUGAGAAAGUAUAUUUGCCCUUUUAUGGAUCGAGUUUCUGACGCAAGAGGGGUGCUUCAAGCAUCGCAAGUAUUAAUACCAGAUGUUCACCCAAUAGCUAAUUUACGUUUAAGAAAUUUAGUUUUGAGCAUUAUACAAAGAGGUGAAAUUCGGGACGUAGUAAAAGUAGAUGAAACAUUAAUUGCAUAUGGCAAUGAUCUAAUAGAUUUCCAUACAAAAGAUCAAGAUAUUCAUAUGGUGUCUCAUAAUCUGAGGACAUUGGCAGAUAUUUAUAGACGUGUGAAAGCAACAUGUCCGGAAAUUCAUCAGUUUAGUGAUAUAUUUAAAGAUAGAGCACGUGCACACAAUCUUUCAAUUGCGAUGCAAGAAAUGACUGGAAAAAAUGAGAAAACUGGGACUAUAGUGAAGGGAAAUAAUAUCAGAGACUAUAGUGCCUUAUUGGCAAAGUUCAUAAAAUUUUAUAAGUUGUAUUUAGUAGAGAAGCAUGCAACAUCUUUAAUUUCUGAAUUUGAGAUAUUUAAAGUAGUCUUAGAAGGAAAAUUCAAGCUAUUAAAUAGACAAGCAAGGAAUUGUUUGGUCGAAAAAGCAAAAUAUCAACCACCUCAAAAGAUACCAAAAGUUUCAGAUAUACAAAGAUUAUGUACUUACAUACAAGAACGACAUGAUGAAUCAUUUGAGAUUUUAAUUAAAGGUUUUAAUUAUCUAGCAUACAAAACCUUGAACGAAACAGCAUUGCUGUUAAUCCUUUUGUUUAACAGAAAGAGGCAAGGAGAAAUUUCUAGGUUAUUGAAAAAUGAUCUUGCCCCACACUGUAUUUAUCGUUUAAACGAUAAUUGUGCUGGUGAUGAAUACACAAAGUUAGAUGAAAAAUCAAGAGCUACAAUACAGCAGUAUGUUCGAUUAGCCAUAACCAACAAAAAAGGAUUAAAAAAUGUUGAUGUAAUAAUGCAUGAAAGUUUACUCAGAAGUAUAAAUCUGAUAUUAAGUUACAGAGAGUGCCAAGAGACAGGCAUUAAGAAAGAAAAUAAAUAUGUUUUUGCUAAAGCUUCUAAUAAUAAACAUAUAGAUAAACAUUAUAUUGCAUGGGAUAUAUUACGUGAAUACACAAAAGUAUGUGGCGUUGCAGAACCUGAACUCUUGGGAGGAACAGAGUUGCGAAAGCAAUUAGCUACAAUGAUGUUCGGUAUGAAGCUUCAAGAAGAAAGUCUGAAAUACUUAGUUAAUUUUAUGGGACAUGAAUAUGAAAUACAUAAAGCUUACUAUCGUCAAAGAAUUCCUAUUCAGGAAUUAUCCAUUUUGGCACCUCUUCUUGAAAUGGCACAAGGUUUAACAUCCAGAUCAACGGUAUCACAUCACAAUGCUAAUAUACAAAAUACGACACAAGAUGCUGCUAAUUCACAAGAGAUUGCUAAUGCACAAGAAAGUAUUCAUAAAGAAUCUCAUUUAGAUGCAAGCAAAGAUGCGGAUGCAUCCAUAGGAAGCAACUAUAAGCCUGAUUCGUCUUACAUAGAUUAGUAAUCAAAGUUUUGAAAUUAUUUUUACAAAUAACAAAUACAUGUAUAUUUAAAUAUCAAAAUGAUUUUUUAUUUAGACACAGCUGAAAGUGAAAACGAUCAAAUUGAACAAGAAGAACCACUGAAAUCAACAUUUCAAUUUAAAAUUUGACAAGAAAUAAAAAAAGAAAAAGAGAGAUGAAAGAAGCAGAUAUACUAAGAAAAAAAGGGAAUAAAGCACGUUACUGUGAAGAUAACGCUACUGCGAAGCCAAAAGUUCGUAAGAAUCAACCGUGGACCAAAGAUAUGAAUAAUUCUAUAAGCGAAUAUCUUAAGAAAUAUCUACUACCGUCUAAAAUAUCUAAUGAGUUUAUUGAAGAGUUGAAAAUAGAAUGCCCUUCAAUCUCUCAAAGAACGAACUUUGUAAUUCGUGCUCAGUUACAUAACCAUUUUAAAAAAAGGAUUUAAUUUUGUUAUAUGAUAGAUUGGUUAA
Nasonia vitripennis (jewel wasp) is the source of this 2458-nucleotide messenger RNA. RefSeq lists its product as uncharacterized. Lineage: Eukaryota; Metazoa; Arthropoda; Insecta; Hymenoptera; Pteromalidae. The record is from RefSeq and is a predicted model, not a curated record. Bases 377 to 1987 code for a protein of 536 amino acids. The transcript has 2 exons.